AUGGAUGAAGUUAAAAAUAUUGUAGCACGCCAAUUGAUAGAAGUACCCCAACAAGUUGUCCCAUCACCACUACCACUAAAAAUGGCCAUAUCUUUUCCUCCAAAUGCAUUUGUAGAGGAAGACAUUCAAACUUCUCAACCUUGGUGUCAACCGGAGCAACCUGCAUCAAUCCAAUCACCACCUGAGUCUAGGCCUGCUACAACACCACGUCUCUCUUAUGUGGAAGAUCACGGUGUAAUCUGUCCGGUUAGGCCUACAUUUCAAAUGCAUGUAGUCCAGCCAGCAUCUGCUGUAUCUGGACGAAUCACACGUCGACGUAUGAGGUUUCGCAACAGAGCAUCACAUCGACGACGUGUAAGGCUGACCCACACUGAGCAGGCGGCGCAGCAUUUUCUGCAGGCUGAGGAAUUUUGGCGUAAAUUCAGAGCUCAGCAGCACCAAGACUAUAUGGAUUUAAGAAGAGAGCAGAAUAGGUUGAGGGUGAUGGAAAUAGAAACACAGAGACGGUGUCAUUCCCUAGGAAUUCGGGCUCUAGAUGUGAUAUGUAAGUUAGUUAGUAAGUAUAGUAAGGAAUAG
Molecule: messenger RNA, 576 nt
Organism: Arctia plantaginis
Lineage: Eukaryota; Metazoa; Arthropoda; Insecta; Lepidoptera; Erebidae
Source: the annotation of a GenBank genome assembly